Messenger RNA from Ambispora leptoticha, 610 nucleotides. Lineage: Eukaryota; Fungi; Glomeromycota; Glomeromycetes; Archaeosporales; Ambisporaceae. The record is from the annotation of a GenBank genome assembly.
AUGUUAUUGGCAAAUGGUGAGAUAAAAAAAUACUUUGAUACUGUGGUUGCUGGUGGAGGUACAAGCUUCGCAAGUGUUUUUGGAAAAAUUAUCAAAAAUCUUAACCAGAUUAAUAAUGAUUUGGCUAUCAUCUUCUUCACUGAUGGAGUUGACAAAUCCUUAAAUGAAAAUCAUAAAAAUAAGUUGAAAGAAGCUUUGUUAAACAUUCCAUUUGGAACUGAAGUUCAUAGUAUUGGUUUUACAGCAAGUCAUGAUGCUAGUCUUCUUUUAUGGUUAACACAGUGUGGAAGUAAAAUCGGAUCGAUUCCAUGGGUUUCACCUAAAUAUAUUUCUGAUGAUCCAAAAAUGAAGGAAUACUAUAAGGAUCAGCCACAACUUUCAGUUAUAUGGGAAAUCUUGAUGAAUAGAAAAGAACCAUAUAAUAACAUGGAUAAUGAUGAAAUUAUAGAGAUUAAGCUUUCUAAAAAAAUUGACAAUUUAAUUGAAGAACUUAAAGGAGAAAAUACACCAGAUGAAUUAAGAAAUAUAGUUCAAAAAUGUUGCGACUACAAUCCUCUCAAUCGUAUAGCCUUGGAAGAAGUUGAACUUCUCCUUUCAAAUUUUAAUUUGG